AUGUCCACCGAAAAGCCCGACAACGCCUCUAUCGAGAAGAUCGACGUCGUCGUCAACAGCACAGAGAACACCACGCCAGCAGCGAUCCAGGCGAGAUUCACAACACUAUGCGAUCUCGACGAUGAACAGAUGGCUGCGCUGAACAAGCGCGUUCUCCGGCGGAUCGAUUGGCGUAUGAUGCCUACCAUAACGAUCAUGUUUCUCUUGAACUACCUGGAUCGCAUCAAUGUGUCGAAUGCACGCCUUGCUGGUCUGCAAUCAGAUCUUGGCAUGAGCGAUACUAUCUGGAGCGCCGGCAUUUCUACUUUCUAUGUUGGCUACCUUAUUGGUCAACUGCCAGGCAAUCUAUGGCUGGCACGCGUUCGUCCCAGCUUGUUGCUUCCAGGCAUGAUGAUUGGCUGGAGUAUCUGUACCAUCACCAUGCCUGCAGUCACUUCAGGCGCUGGAUUCUGUAUUGUUCGCUUCUUCACUGGACUUUGCGAGGCACCUUUCUUCCCCGGAAUCACGUUGAUGACAUCUUCGUGGUAUACGAAGGCCGAGAACCCCACUCGAAUGGCUGUUUGGCAUGCUGGCAACACUAUCUCGAACAUCAUCUCGGGCUUCCUCGCGGCAGGCAUUUUGCAUCACAUGGGCGGCAUUGCAGGACUUUACAGUUGGCAAUGGUUCUUCAUUAUCGAGGGUGCUGUCAGCAUACUCGUCGGCAUCAUUUCAUUCUUCACCCUGCCUGAUUGGCCCGAGAACACUAAAUGGCUCUCUGAAGAAGAGAGAGAGAUGGCUCAAUACCGCGUUAUUGUCUCCAACGGCGGCAAAGUUGAACAGGUGGGAGGUACAUGGGAUGGGCUCAAAGAUGCCUGCAAGGACCCUUUUACAUGGAUGUUCUGUGGCAUGCACUUCAGUCUGAUCAACGCUCAGUCAUUCAAGGAUUUCUUCCCCUCGAUCAUCAAGACUUUCGGAUUCGGCGAGCUAGAGACAUAUCUCGUUCAAGCACCACCAUACGCAAUUGCCUACCUCAGCGCCCUCGCUCUUGCGUGGAGUUCUGGCAAGUUCAGAGAAUCGUGUUACCACAUCAUCGUUCCAAUUGCCGCCUCAGCCGUGGGCAUCGCCGUCAUGAUCUCGACCGAGAACGUAGGCGCACGCUACUUUGGCGCCAUCCUACUUGUCAGCGGCACCUAUAACGGUCUCAACUUGCAGCUCUCUUGGGAGACUACACUGGUUCCCGCUCCCCGCAGCAAGAAGGCAGCGCUUAUUGCCAUCGCCAACUGUGUUAGUCAAUGCUCUCAUUGGUACUCUCCUUACUUCUUCCCUCGUAGUCAGGAACCUUUCUACAGACUCGGUGGUGGCUUGAUCUUGUUUGGUUGCUUAUGCACUGCCCUUCUCGCUUGGGCUGUAAAGUGGUGGGCCAAGAGACUGAACAAGGCUCUCGACGAGACUGAAGGGUACAGUGAGCACAGCGGUAUUGAGAGAGGCUGGAGAUAUGUUUACUAA
This is a messenger RNA of Aureobasidium subglaciale EXF-2481, 1485 nucleotides long. RefSeq lists its product as uncharacterized. Gene Ontology annotation, molecular function: transmembrane transporter activity. Gene Ontology annotation, biological process: transmembrane transport. Bases 1 to 1485 code for a protein of 494 amino acids. The record is from RefSeq and is a predicted model, not a curated record. The transcript is spliced from 8 exons. NCBI's taxonomy places the organism in Eukaryota, Fungi, Ascomycota, Dothideomycetes, Dothideales, Saccotheciaceae. Gene Ontology annotation, cellular component: membrane.